Penicillium digitatum Pd1 is the source of this 888-nucleotide messenger RNA. NCBI's taxonomy places the organism in Eukaryota, Fungi, Ascomycota, Eurotiomycetes, Eurotiales, Aspergillaceae. The record is from RefSeq and is a predicted model, not a curated record.
AUGUGGGAGGAGAUGCUCAAGCGCACACGGGCCGAGGAGUCCAAGGAAUUCAAGUUAUUCAAGGCACUUGUCAAUGGAGAUCUCGCAGUUGAAGAUACUGUACAAUGGGUCAUAGCCACGACAAUGGACAGACUGGAAAACCACGGCCCCGGAGGAACAAUCGAGAAAGCCGACGCAAUAACGUUCAUAGCUAUUUUGGAGCUGGCCAUGCAAAUCGACACAACUCAGUAUGGCCCAUUGAUCAAAUUCCUGGCGGAGUUGAAGCUGUACAAUGCCGUUGAUUCAUCGACUGGGUUGGUUCUCAAAACCCAGGAUGGAAGCAGAGUAUGGUCCCAUCUACCAUCCCUCACUUUCUGGGCUCGCGAAAUAUGGAAUGAGCAUGAGUGCGGUCGGAGAACACACCUCUGUGACCCGGGUAUGGAGCCUGAUCAGCAAAUCAGAUGGGCUAAGCUGAAUAUCUUUCUCGCGCAAGUGACGCAGGCUGCCGAUGUCGAAUACGAUUCACCGCUGCAGGUGUGGAUCGGCGAUGCUAUGGAUGAAUCUCACAUCGGACUCUGUGGAUUGCGUCAAGUGUUUGAAGAGGGCAUCCCUUCCAAACAACUUGUCUCGACAGCUGGUCUGCUCGGUGUGUGCUAUUGGCUAAUCUGUGCCGGGGACAGACUGUGGGAAAAUGUUCUCAACGGUUGCAAAUACAACAAGUACGAUGGGCGACCGGGAGAGAUGUAUUCGAAUCGGGGUUGGAAGGGCUUUGAACGCGACAGAUGGGAGAUAUGGGUGCAAGGCUUUCGUGACACCAAGGCUACCUGCACAACUGGCCAGGAACUCGUGGAAGACUUGAUAGACCGUGCUCUACUCAAGAUAGAGUGUGUAAUGAGCAAUGAAAAAUGA